Closterium sp. NIES-65 is the source of this 4809-nucleotide messenger RNA. The record is from the annotation of a GenBank genome assembly. NCBI's taxonomy places the organism in Eukaryota, Viridiplantae, Streptophyta, Zygnematophyceae, Desmidiales, Closteriaceae.
AUGGAGGUUUGUGACUAUAUCGAGUUCGGUCUCCCCGGAUCCGUGCUGUACCGGGGAUUUCUCCUGUCCGACCCUCCCGCUUCCGGCGCCACCACCACCGCACCCGGCGUCGGCACCGCGUCCAACUUGGACGCCAAGAUCAGGAAUUCUCCGCAUUCCAUCAUUCAGUCUGGGCGAGGUCAGGAGGACACCACGAUCCUGCACCCGAUCUCCACGUGGAAUGACGUUACGAUUCGUCCUGCUGACGCAGCUUUAUCGCACGGCGACGGUGGAACCGCUCUUGAAGCGGCGCCGGGCCGGGAUGAUGGGCUUAUGGCGGGCGACAGCAUUGCUAUGGUUUGCUGCACGCCGCGCAACUCGUGGGUGCAAAUCGAGGCGGCUUGUAACGAGGCGUGUCAUCCGCUGCGCGUUCGUCAGGUGGACGGUUUACCCGCUCAUUACAGUCACAAUCUCGAUUGGAACCUCGGGAUCAUCCCGCAGACGUGCUCCUGCCGCCAAGGCGACAACAUCGAAGCGACUCUUCAGGCUGGAUCUGGCGAUGCUUGUACGUCGUGCGAAAACGCAUGCGACAAUGCAGCCAGUGACACGGCGACAUCCGCGACCAUGUGCGAUGGGGCGUGCGACACGCACAUGCCGUUGGAGGUGAUCGAAAUCGGGCGCGUGGAGGCUCGAGUGGGGCAGGUGUAUCCGGUGAAGCCGCUGCUCGCGUUCCACGUCGUCAGCCCCGACCUGAAAUCCUCCUGGAAGAUCGUGGCCGUCAACUCUUCGGAUCCGAUGGCUGCGGCGCUGCUAGACUCGCGAAGUGGUUACCCGGUUUGGUUGGAGGCGAAGCUGCACGAAAUUGUAGAGUGGCUCAAAUACUACAAGUGCAACACCGUGUUCGAUCCGCCGAGCACCAUCGCGGGUCGUGAGAAGCCAGCGCCCUUACAUCGCACCAUCGCCGCCAUCAGCGCCGCCCAUGCCGCCUGGACGCACUGCCACCGCUGCAGAAGCAGCAGCAGCAGCAGUGUUAUUCCCAUUGAUGGCCUCCCACUGAAGGAUCUGAGGCAGCUCGCAGAGCAAACAGCAUCCGCUGCUCUCACCAACGCAAUCUGCGAGUUCGCCCGCGUUCCCUUCUCCCAACCUGCCUCCGUGCCUGCCGCCGUUGCUGAUUGUGCUGCUAUUGCCGAGCCUGUGGCCCAGCAGGCUCGGAAGCAGCGCCGGUUCGGAAGGACAGGCUCGGAACCGGGCCGGUGUGUCAUGAGAAAGAAGAAGAUCUCAAUUAAGAUUGAGGAGCAAGCGGAUAACGUAAACUCUCCCUCCCCCAUGCGUCGCUCCUCCUCUUCCCAUCUGCGUCAACCCCUCACGCCCUCCCCCUUCACCCGCUCCGCCUCUGCGUUCCUGCGCCAACCCCUCACGCCUUCUCGUUUGCCACUUCCCCCCUUGCCGCCUCUCACCCCUCGUCGCCAACCACGCGCCUUCUCGCCCUCCUCCUCCUCCUCCUCUUCGCACAAACAAGCGGCCUCAAGGUCUGUGUUCUGCGACCUUGAUGAGUGUGAUGAAGCGGUGGGUCAAGAGGGGUUUCAAGCGGUGGAUCAAUUGCCCGAGAGAGGCGGGAGGGGACAAAGGGAGCUGGGUAAGACUCCCAAACCUGCCGUUGGUGCUGGUGCUGCUGGUGGUGGCGGCGCUGCUGCUGCGGCGGCGGCGGCGGCUGCGGCGGCUGCUGCUGGUGUUACUGCUGCAAGCCCACGGGACGCAAUGAAUGAAGGAGCUGACCGCAGCAGCCUGUCACCAAAGCAGACCGUGGGAGGUGCUGACAGUGGUGGUGGUGAGAGGAGCGGCAGCAAAGGCAGGAUGCUGAAAGCCGUGCUGAAGCUCUCUGUGGCUGCUGCUGGUGGUGCUGCUGAUGCGGAUCCUGAGACUAAUGCAGCUCGUACUGCAGCUGUUGCUGAUGCUGUUGCUGAUGCUGAGGCUGAGGCCGCUGCUGAUGUUGAUGCUGAAUUUGCUGCUGACCUUGACUAUCCUCUUGCUGAUGCCGGAGAGGCACUCUUCGGCCUCCCGUACUCGUCCAAUGGUCUCCAUGGUGACAUUUACGCUGACAGCACCAUGCCUCUUUCCGACAACACCGACAGCAGCAGCGCGGACGUGCUAGCUCGCUUCAAGCGUGCUCUCUCUGAAAACACCGAGCGAUCCCGGCCUCCUUCCGACGACAUUCUUCAUUUGGGCAGCAGCCCAAGUCUUCACGACAGCAACACUGAUGUAUCACGUGCCCGAGCUGGUGCUUUGAAAUCGGCUGAGAGGUGCGAGCAACCCUCUGCUGCUGCUGCUGCUGCUGCUGCUGCUGUUGAUUCUGAUAGUGCUACUGGGAGGGAGCAAUCCUUGCAAGAAAGGGAGCAGCAGCAGCAGCAGCAGGAGAAGGGAGAAGAGGGAGAAGAGCCGCUGCUACAGCUGAAGCUGCCACUGAACCUGCAAGAGCGGUUGCAGCAGGCAGCACAUGGGCAGGAAUUGCGGGAGGUGGUUCAAGGGCAGGGGUUGGGGCACGGCGGCUACGAGGCAGUGAGAGCCUCAGCAGCAGCGCAGCUGGCCCCCCUCAUUUGCCUCACCCCGCCCUUCCCUUCCCCAGUUGAUGCCUCCCCUUCCCCUGUGGAUGCCUCCCUUUCCCCAGCUAAUGCCUCCCCUUCCCCAAUUACCACCUCGUUUUGGCCCCUUGGCAGCAGCAGCAACAGCAGAAGCAGCAGCAGCAGAGAUAUCGAAUUCGUUGUUGCAGCUGGUGCUGAUGCCGAUGCCGCUCUCACCGCUGCUGCAUCUAUUUUCGCGGGGACAGCAGGAAUUGGAGAGAACAGUUUUGAGCUGUCUCAGAACCCGGUUACGGAGGCGGAGGAGGAGGAUGAAUGCACUUGCAUGCAUCAGAAGGGAACAGGGGGAGAAGAAGACUCGAUCUCAUGGGUCGACUCAAGCUACACCACCUUCUCUCAUCCCGGCGGUGACUCACGCUACUCCAAAAUCGAAUCUUCUUAUAAUGAGUAUGUUUCCGGUGGUUGUUCUGACAGUGAGGAGGAUCAUGGCGGUGGUGGAUGGGCUUAUAACGAAGCCCUUACCGAGUGUGUGUAUGGGGAUGAAGGGAGCAUGGGGAGCGGCUAUGGCAGGAGGGCACACAGGAGCAGCAGCGUAGGCACAAGGCUCUUUGUCCCCGGCCUUCCCCACUGGACCAAGCGGUCACUCCCUCGCUCGCUGCGCAUCUCCCGCUCGCUGCUCUCCUUUCAAGAGCGCGCCCUGCUGGAGCACCGCCAGGAGACUGCCCUUCUGCAGGGUACGGCAGAAGAGGUUGAUGAGAAGAGACAAGGAAGCAGGAGUGUGCGAGUGAAGAGUGAGAGCUCGCUGCUGUCAGCAGCAGCGGCGGCAGUGGCAGCGCCAGUGUCACCCGGCGAGUCGAUCCGGGCGGCCGUGGCGGUUUACUCGGCUUCCAGAGAGUUCUGGCGCCCCCCCUCCACCCCCAAGCCUGUGAAGCAAGCCAAGGCGUGCCUCCCCAUGUACUCCCCCCUUGUGCCGCCCAUCGGCCUGGAGAAGCUGAUCGAGGCCGGGACUGGGGCAGGUGGGACUGGUGGGUUUGCUGGCUUUGCCGGGUGGGGGUUGGGUGCAGGCUGGUGGGGUGCGAUAGAGGGAGUGGGGGAGGAGAGGAAAGAGGGGACGUGUGAUGCUGGGUGGCUGGGGUUUGAAGGGUUGGUGGAUGCGGCACGGGGGAUGAUGUGGGGGGGAGGAGGAGAUGAAGGUGGGGAGGGGGCAAAGGUGAUGGGGAAAGUAGGGAGUUUGGGUGCAGCUACAGGGAAGGAGGGUUUGAGAGACCAGAAAGAAGGGGGGGAGGCAGUGGAAGGCGAAGAGAAGGGGUUGACUGUAGAAAAGGAGGAAAAUAGUUUUGUCAUGGAGGUUUGUGACUAUAUCGAAUUCGGUCUCCCUGGAUCCGUGCUGUACCGGGGAUUUCUCCUGUCCGACCCUCCCACUUCUGCCACCUCCACCGCACCUGGUGCUGUUACCGCGUCCAACAAGUCUUCGUUUUCGCCUUCUUUAUCGCCGAAAUCUACCAUUCAGUCCGGGCGAGAUCAGGAGGACGCGGUGAUCCUCCACCCGAUCUCCACGUGGAAUGACGUUCCAAUUCGCCUUGCUGACGCCAAGUCAGCUUUAUCGCACGACGGCGGCGGUUUCACCCGUCCCGAAGCGGCGGAUCUGGAUGGGCUUAUGACAGGCGACAGCAUUGCUAUGGUUUGCUGCACGCCGUGUAACUCGUGGGUGCAAAUCGAGGCGGCUUGUAACGAGGCGUGUCAUCCUCUGCGCGUUCGCCAGGUGGACGGGUUACCCGCUCAUUACAGUCACAAUCUCGAUUGGAACCUCGGGAUCAUCCCGCAGACGUGCUCCUGCCGCCAAGGCGACAACAGGGAUCUCCAGUCUGGAUCUGGCGACAAGGCAUGCGACGCGGCGACAUGCGCGACCAUGUGCGACAAUACAUGCGACAGGACGAGCGGCAAGCCGUGCGACAGGGUGGGGGACACGCACGCGCCGUUGGAGGUGAUCGAAAUCGGGCGCGGGGAGGCUCGAGUGGGGCAGGUGUAUCUGGUGAAGCCGCUGCUCGCGUUCAUCGUCGUCAGCCCCGACCUGAAAUCGUCCUGGAAGAUCGUGGCCGUCGAUUUGUCGGAUCCGAUGGCUGAGACGUUGCUGGACUCGCGAAGUGGUUACACGGUUUGGCUGGAGGCAAAGCUGCGCGAAAUCGUGGAGUGGCUCAAGUACUACAAAUGCAACACCGUGUGUAAGUGGAGCCUCCAUUCUCGCAUGAACUAA